Molecule: messenger RNA, 2907 nt
Organism: Scleropages formosus (Asian bonytongue)
Lineage: Eukaryota; Metazoa; Chordata; Actinopteri; Osteoglossiformes; Osteoglossidae
Gene: gabpa
Product: GA binding protein transcription factor subunit alpha
Exons: 10
Coding region: 129-1472 (447 amino acids)
Biological process (GO): regulation of transcription by RNA polymerase II; cell differentiation
Cellular component (GO): nucleus
Molecular function (GO): DNA-binding transcription factor activity, RNA polymerase II-specific; sequence-specific DNA binding
Source: RefSeq, a predicted model, not a curated record
CGCUAUAUCCCCUCCCCCUCGUGCUCGAUGCGGACUGUACUGGCGGAGUUUAGCUUUGGAGGGACAGUUAUCGUGACCACGAUAUCGGGAUCAAAUUUGUGGCGUAACUUUAGAGACUGGCAACAGCAAUGUCGAAAGGUGAAGCAGAGGAGCUGAUAGAAAUAGAAAUCGAUGGGCGGGAAAAACAGGAGUGUAUGGAGGAAGGGGUAGAGGAGCAGACCAUCACAACUGCCGAGUUUGUGACACAAGCCAUCGACAUCAAUGAGCCAAUUGGCAACCUUAAGAAGCUUCUGGAGCCUCGUCUCCAGUGUUCAUUAGAUGGACAUGAGAUUUGUCUGCAGGACAUCCAGCUUGACCCUGAUCAGAGCCUCUUUGAUCAAGGAGUGAAAACCGAUGGCACUGUCCAGCUCAGUGUGCAGGUCAUCUCAAGGCAAGGGGUUGAGCCUAAGCUGAACAUCCUGGAAAUUGUGAAGCCUGUGGAAACAGUGGAGGUAGUGAUUGACCCUGAUGCUACUGUGGGGGAGGAGGGCCAGCUGGUGGAGGAAGGCCAGGUCAUUACUCUGGAUCGCUCCGGAAUCACUGAUGACACUUCGGAGCAGGUUACUCGCUGGGCCGCAGCUUUGGAGGGGUACAGGAAGGAGCAAGUCCGACUGGGCAUCCCUUACGACCCAGUACAGUGGAGCGCAGACCAGGUCAUCCACUGGGCCUUGUGGGUAAUGAAAGAAUUCAGCAUGGUGGAUGUGGAUGUGGCUGGGAUCCAUAUUCCUGGGCGGGAACUGUGCUCUUUCUCUCAGGAAGAGUUUCUGCAGAGGGUCCCCCAUGGAGAGAUCCUGUGGAGCCAUUUAGAACUCCUCCGCAAGUAUGUGCUGGCCAGUCAGGAACAGUCGGGGCAGAUUGCUACAGUGACCAUCGACCAGCCGGUACAGAUCAUCCCAGCAUCUGUGCAGCAAGCACCUCCUGGUACCAUCAAAGUCCUUACAACCAAACAGGGCAAAGUGCAGCGAUCCCCUCGUAUCUCUGGGGGAGAAGACCGCAGCUCCCCAGGGAACCGCACAGGGAACAAUGGACAGAUUCAGCUGUGGCAGUUCCUCUUGGAGUUGCUGACUGACAAGGAUGCGCGGGACUGCAUCUCCUGGGUGGGCGAUGAUGGCGAGUUCAAGCUCAACCAACCAGAGCUGGUGGCCCACAAGUGGGGCCAGCGCAAAAACAAGCCCACAAUGAACUAUGAAAAGCUCAGUCGUGCACUCAGGUAUUACUACGAUGGGGAUAUGAUAUGCAAGGUGCAGGGAAAGCGCUUUGUGUACAAGUUUGUGUGUGAUCUGAAGACCCUGAUCGGCUACAGCGCAGCUGAGCUGAAUCACCUGGUGACUGAGUGCGAGCAGAAGAAACUGGCCAGGAUGCAGCUCCACGGGCUGGCCCAGCCAGUCACCACGGUGACGCUCGCCACCACUGCCUUGGACAAGGACAGCUGAAAUGGAAAAGGUUUUGCAGAUGGGGAAAAGGGUGCAAGGGAAAUUGGGAGGGACAGGCAGGUUUGGGGAAGUGGCUAUUCUUUUUGCACCUUUAACCCCCCCAGGCUCAAUGUGACCCAUCUGGACUGUGAUUGAAAAGUGAGUCUAAUUGCAAAGAGAAAAAGCUAGUCUGCAAAACCUUAAAGCUUGUGACCUGUGCUGAGGAAGGGUGCCAGGGGAAGUUGAUUGUGUGUGUCGUGUGCCUGCAAGAUGACGGAUAUCCUCUGGACAUCGAAUGUCAUGUCUCUGGGGGAGGCUUAGCAAGUCACCUUGAUUUAUCUACCAGGUGCUGAAGGUAGAGUGAUAGUGGCCGAUUGUGUGCGUCUCAGCGGUCUUGCUCAUGUCCAGAUGUGUGCAUGGACCCCUGCGCCCAGGGUGAGUGUCACUUGUACUCAGGUUAGAAGGGAGGGACACCCGCUUCAUCAUUUCCAUUGUAUAUACUCCAUAUUUUUGAUAGCCACCAGGGCAACAGUGUAUUCUCAGUUUGUAAGAGUUCUUUUCUUUUAGCAUCUGUUUUCCUCUAGCUGUGGACCUUUCCUGUCCACCUGGGGGCAAUAAAGAGGCAUGGUUUUCUUACCUCUCUCAUCGUUUGUUCUGCCUGCACUGCAUUGCAGCAUGACCCUACAGCCUAGAGAAAGGGCCUAGACACACAGAUGCAAACAAAUAUCCAGCUGCCUGGCUAAUAAUGCUGUCCCGUUGGCACUGUUGUGUAGAGGGUGAAAACAGAUAAAAUUAAGAGCUGUGAAACACACCAGUCAGUGAUGGGGAUGCUGAAGAAUUCAGUUUACUGCUGUAUUGUGGUACACCCAACACCAAGGCCAUGUUUUGUCUUUUAAACUUUAUUUAUGUAAUACAGUGUAGAAAGCUUUCCCAGUCAAAGCAAAAUGGUUUGUACAUUUGCACAAAAAGUCACAUAAAGGAAAAACCUUGGUGUGCGCUGCCCCCGCUAGCAUUCAGAAUAAUGUCUCCAAACCAAACACCACCACAAUAUGCCCUAGUCAUUUCUCAAGCGUGAGUCAACACCCAGCAUGAAACCCGACAGCUCUCCAGAACGGUAUGAAACACACUUUUACUAACAUUGUCUAAGAACACCUCACCUACUUUUGCACUGUACUGUAGGCUGGGAUAAAAUGCCACAAAAUACAUAUAACCUACGUAUACAAGUCUCAUACAGAAAUACAUAAUGAGGUGAAAACCUCGUAACAAUCACCUUCACCUGAGGUUAUUUCAAUUUACGUGUGGGAAUAAAAUGUUUAAGACAUUUACUUUGUCACGGCCAAUUCGUUUCUGGAAAAACUAACAUGUCUUUAAAUGUCAUUUCUUUUUGCUGUUAGGACUUGUUUUGCAUCACUCUGCACUUUUACAGGUUUAAUAACCAGUAUAAAAAUCAGGAAAA